CUGUAAACUUCAAAAGCAUUAAUGAAGAGAACCGACGGGAGAAUUUUGGUGAAAUCUUUUCAUCCAUUGACACUUUAGCCUUCACCUUUGGUAACGUUGUGUCAGACUUCCUUAUGGGAGAUGUAGACAAUGGUUCAUCAUUGGGAAUUCACGUAUCGCGUAGAAGUCGGUCCUUUGAAAACCUCUCUGUGGAAGAUUCGGCUGGGUCCAUACACGAGAGAGAUGAUCUUCAAGGGCAUCUCCGGGCAGAAGAGGUCGAUAACAUGCUUCUGCGGCACGACAGCGGAAUUGAAUCUGCUUUGUCGUAUGCAAAGGCUUGGUCAAAGUACACCAAAGAUAUUUUGUCCUGGGUAGAAAAAAGGCUUAGUGUGGAAUCGGAAGCCGCAAGAAAUUUUGCAAAAAUGGCUGAAACUGCAAAAUCUAUCAUUGUUCCCCAGGAAUUUAUGCCUUUCCAGUCAAUUUUCACAGCAGCUUUUCAAAAUGACAUUGAAAACAGCCAGGCUUGCCUCCAAACGAUAAGCGCCCUUCAAAGCAACAAAUUCAUGCAGCCUCUUCAGUCUCGCAGAUCGGAGCUGGACAGACAAAGGAAAGAAAUUAAAGAUCUUUGGCAACGGGAGCAGAAGAAAAUG
Messenger RNA from Bombina bombina (fire-bellied toad), 629 nucleotides. Its product is annotated as rho GTPase-activating protein 29-like. Gene Ontology annotation, molecular function: GTPase activator activity. The annotation marks the transcript as partial. The record is from RefSeq and is a predicted model, not a curated record. Gene Ontology annotation, biological process: activation of GTPase activity. NCBI's taxonomy places the organism in Eukaryota, Metazoa, Chordata, Amphibia, Anura, Bombinatoridae. The transcript is spliced from 7 exons. Gene Ontology annotation, cellular component: cytoplasm.